AUGACAACCGCGCUUCUCGAGACACCAGUCCAACUCGAUACUACGCUCAAUGACGAUGGCCUUGCGGAUCCCUCUAGCCCUGCUGUCAUCCCCGAAACCAUGACAACUGCGCUUCUCGAGACACCAGUCCAACUCGAUACUACGCUCAAUGACGAUGGCCUUGGGAUCCCUCUAGCCCUGCAAAUACCGGUAUUUAUGAUCACCGUUCCAAGACAGGUGGCGGCGUCGCCAGUCAAGAUGCAGCGCAAGAUGCCUUUCAGAUCGCUACCCAUCCAGAUGUCAAGAACGUCCAUGAUUCUGAGAGCUUGA
Messenger RNA from Seminavis robusta, 309 nucleotides. The record is from the annotation of a GenBank genome assembly. Lineage: Eukaryota; Bacillariophyta; Bacillariophyceae; Naviculales; Naviculaceae.